AUGCCUGGUCACAAAGUGCUGCCCAAACACCAACCAUCGGUACGUCGGGUUGUGCGGACACCCAAGUGCGCCCGAUGCCGAAACCACGGCGUCGUGUCUUGCCUGAAGGGCCACAAGCGGUUUUGCCGGUGGCGGGAUUGUCGCUGCACGAACUGUCUACUGGUGGUGGAGCGACAACGUGUGAUGGCCGCUCAAGUUGCGCUGAGGCGACAGCAAUCCAGCGACCAGGGUAGCGGCAAUGGAGCGGGGAAGGCGCCGGGAAGCGACACCGCAUCGGGCGGCAGAGGUGGGGUCGACGGUAGGAAGAGGAGCGCAAAGGAUGUCUCGCCCGAGGAGCUGUCGAACAGUAAACGGAAACUGGCAGAGAUAGGUGCCGAGGCUAGCCGUUUAAAAGAGAGGGUGAAGAGGCUGAGCUCGACUGCAGCAAGGGGAAGGUUCCAUGGAUCUAUUGCAAGAGACAUACUGGAAGGACACCGUGGUAAACCCGGUCGACUGUCAUCCCGUGUUCCUAACCGCCCGGUCAUCUUCCUACCGCCACUAGUCAGUGAGAGGAUGCGCAAACGACGCGCUUUCGCCGACAAAGAACUUGAAACGACCAUGUUGCAACGCGAAUGCCAAUGGACAUUGAUGCUGGCGUACGCAGCCGGUGACAAGACGCUGGCGCCUUUCGCGUCGAAUCCCGUCUCGUAUUUCGACGUAGGUCGAACUGGCAACCAAGAUGCACACAAAGGACACUUAGGAGCAAUGGGAACCAGGCUCGAAAAUUUGAACCAGGCGAGGGAGACAAUGACAAAGGGUUCGGAAGCAUCGUGGAAAGGAUCGUUGGGCGGUGACGAACGUCUGCGAUGCGGUGUCGGCGAGGUGCCGACUUUGUCGCCGGGCGUCGCAGAACGCGUCGCAGCGUCUUACAUGAGGACGAUGAAUCCCUUGAUGAUGUCAAGUGUUCCGCAGACGCCCUUCAAGCAGGAUCACAGAGUUGGACCGGGGCAAUUUCCGGUGAACUCGUAUCCACAUUCUGCACAAACAACCGUAGUAAUGAAUGAAAAACCUUAUGACAGAACACGUGAAGACACUUACCUGCAUGCUUCGAAAGCGCUUACCUUGUCCAAGGGCGAAAGACGGACAGGUGACGAAAGUUUGAGCAGCUCGUCGCAGGAUGGCACAGAGUUGGACAACCGUCCAGAAGACGUCGAAUACGUGAUUCCGCGUUCAGGGGACAGCGAUGCUGACUUGGGAUGUGUAAGUCCUGAUCACGACGGAAACAGAAAUGGACAAGAACUUGGUCAGAAAGGUGGGGAAGGUCCAAGCGGUGCGCCUGGAGUAGUUGUUGUGCAAAGUUCCUAUGAAACGAAAAGACAAGCACCUAAAAGUUACUUAGCCUUCUCAAUUGAGAGUUUGUUGAAGAAAUGAUGAUGGAACAUCAGGACGAACAAUAUGAGACUGAACCGUGAUGGAGAAAGUUAUAGUAAAUACUCUAACACAACAUAAUGGUUCUAGGAAAGACAUUUCGUAAUGAUUCUUUUGCUUUUUUAGUUUUUCAAGGAGCUCUUUAUUUCCUUAUAAUAUUCAAACUUACAACACCUGAAUAACAAUAAAAAGUCAUAUCGGUUUGAAAAUUAUGCUUGAUGGACAUUGAUUACUAGAACUCAAUAGUACCUUUCAUAAAGGCGAUUAAUGAAAAUGUUUCUUACAUUAAGUUAUGUGUCUAAGGCCUGGCAGAAGACUCAAGGGUAGCUGAUUAAAACAAAUAUACAUUAAAACAAAAAGUUUAUUCUGUCUUGUGGAAUCAUGGUGAAGCAAUGUCACUUUCUAAAGACAUAUUCCAACUAUGAACUACGCUGAUCAAGCUCAAACAAAAAUACCACGAUUAUUCAUAUUG
Molecule: messenger RNA, 1879 nt
Organism: Strongylocentrotus purpuratus (purple sea urchin)
Lineage: Eukaryota; Metazoa; Echinodermata; Echinoidea; Camarodonta; Strongylocentrotidae
Exons: 2
Coding region: 1-1410 (469 amino acids)
Biological process (GO): sex differentiation; regulation of transcription by RNA polymerase II
Cellular component (GO): nucleus
Molecular function (GO): RNA polymerase II cis-regulatory region sequence-specific DNA binding; DNA-binding transcription factor activity, RNA polymerase II-specific
Source: RefSeq, a predicted model, not a curated record